AAUGUUCACUGAAAAAACCCAAUCCAUGUACAUUUAAUACUAUGUUGAAUCAAUAUUCCAUUGAAUAAACAUGGACGAAGAAGAAAGGAACUACUGUUGCCUGGCCUUACUUCUGUUAAGAGUAGGGAAUCCAUGUCUGCGUCGUUACUUCAAAAAUCAGUGGAAUGCUGCAGGAAAAUACACACCUUGGACUGACUGUGCUCAGAAUGGAGCUGACCUGCUGCGGAUGUUUAAGCCUCUUUGGUAUGAAAAGAAGGCAGUGACAUCUGGUGAUACAUCAGGAUGGGACAUGUCUCUUUUAAUCAAUGCUCUUCUUCAUUCACGGCCACCAUUUGUUGUAGCAGCUAAUCUGGUAGCAGCCCUUAAAACGUUAAAAGAAAUGCGAAACAAUUUGUGUCACUCUCCAGUUUCAAGGGUUGAAGCUACUGAGUUUCAAACAUCAUGGAGGGAUGGAUGUAAUUCACUGAGGUUGUUCGGCGCUACUGCUGGGGACUUUGAUAAGGUGGAACAAGGUGAGAGUUAUAUUAAAUCAGAUAGAUCACAUCCAUCAUGUAUGUCAUUCAACACUAUUUACAUUCAUGUAGUCAUUCAAUCUUUCCUAUAAAAAUUUAGAAUGGAAUAGAGUAGGAAUAGGAUGGAUUAGAACAGACUGGAUGAUAUAGAAUGAAAGAGAACAGAAUAGAAUAAGAACAGAAUAGAGUAGGAA
Actinia tenebrosa (Australian red waratah sea anemone) is the source of this 706-nucleotide messenger RNA. RefSeq lists its product as uncharacterized. The record is from RefSeq and is a predicted model, not a curated record. Lineage: Eukaryota; Metazoa; Cnidaria; Anthozoa; Actiniaria; Actiniidae. Gene Ontology annotation, cellular component: cytoplasm.